AUGAUUAUCGUCGGAUUGACUGGAGGAAUUGCAAGUGGGAAAUCCACCGUUUCGACCAGAUUAAAGGAGUAUCACCAUUUGACAAUCGUGGAUGCUGAUAAGAUUGCCAGAGACAUAGUUCAGCCAGGAGAACCGGCAUACAACGAUAUUGUCUCGUAUUUUGGACCAAAAAUCUCAAACCUUGUACUUGAGGGUGGAUCAUUGAAUAGAACUGCAUUGGGAAAACAUGUUUUUGAGGAUAAGUCAGAAUUACACGUCUUGAAUGGGUUCACUCAUCCACGUGUGCGGAAGGCCAUGUUCUGGGGCGUUGUGAAGGCCUACUUUAGUUUACAAAGAGCCGUUGUUUUGGACGUACCCUUGCUAUUUGAAUCAAAACUCGAUCGCUUUUGUGGAAUCAAUAUCUGUGUUCUAUGUGAUUCGAAAACCCAGCUAUCGCGACUCCAGGCCCGAAACCCGGAUCUUAGUCUGGAGGACUGCAAAAAUCGAAUUGCGAACCAAAUGUCGAACGAGGAGAGGAUCAAAAGGGCAGAUAUUAUACUUGAUAACAACUCCAGUCUGGAGGAGUUAUACUUGAAGCUUGACAAGACGGUCAAUAACAUUGUGCCCAGUUAUAUCAAGACCGUUUUGCAGUUGGUGAUAUUUCCGUAUGGAAUACUGUGUGGCAUUAGCUCAUAUCUAUUUAAGACAAAUCGUCAGGCCCAAAGCUGA
This is a messenger RNA of Kuraishia capsulata CBS 1993, 708 nucleotides long. RefSeq lists its product as uncharacterized. Gene Ontology annotation, biological process: coenzyme A biosynthetic process. NCBI's taxonomy places the organism in Eukaryota, Fungi, Ascomycota, Pichiomycetes, Pichiales, Pichiaceae. The record is from RefSeq and is a predicted model, not a curated record. The transcript has a single exon. Gene Ontology annotation, molecular function: ATP binding; dephospho-CoA kinase activity. Bases 1 to 708 code for a protein of 235 amino acids.